UUGAGAUUGUUAAAAGUUCAACAAUUCACUUCAGUCGUCGGCGACCGGCUCUGAGGUCCGGACCUUUCCUUUUGGAAAAAAAAGUGUUUCACCAUAUAUACUAGUCAGUGAUAAAAGUGACGCUGAAAAAUUAUUUUUUCAAAGUCAUAAACUCGUUUUGAAAAACGAGCUUUAUUUGGAGAGAGAUAUAGAAGAAUGCUUCGAGUUUUUUUUGUCACUUUUUUUUUCUUACUCGGAGGUAAUCUAGUUUAUAAAGUUUCUGGCCAUGGAAGAUUAAUUGAACCACCAUCGAGGGCCUCUAUGUGGAGGUUUGGAUUUAAUACACCUGAAAAUUAUAAUGAUCAUGAAUUAUAUUGCGGUGGUUAUAGUCGACAGUGGACUCGAAAUAAUGGGAAAUGUGGAAUUUGCGGAGAUGCAUGGGACAUGAAGAAGCCACGUCCACACGAAUCAGGAGGACUCUAUGGAAAUAAUAUAAUUGUUCGAAAAUAUAAAACAGGAUCAAUUAUUCCAAUACGCAUUGAAUUAACUGCAAAUCAUAACGGAUAUUUUGAAUUUCGUACGUGUCCAAUGAGUUAUAAAGGUAUUGAAGUAACACAAGAUUGUUUAGAUAAAAAUCUUCUUCAUGGUGAAAAUGGAACAAUUCGAUAUUAUCCUGGACCAGGAAAUGGAAUUUUUGAAAGUUAUUAUAAAUUACCAGAAGGAUUAACAUGUGUACAAUGUGUAUUUCAAUGGCGUUAUGUAGCUGGAAAUAAUUGGGGAAAUUGCGAAAAUGGCACUGGCGCGGUGGGAUGUGGACCUCAAGAAGAAUUUAGAUCAUGCGCUGAUAUUGCAAUUGGCGAUAAUGUUGCACCAUUACCACCGAGACCAAAAAUUCCCACAACACCAUCGUCAACAGAAACGGACUAUUUACCCGACUAUCCAACACCAUUGUGGCUUUACAGUCUCAUUAUUGCUGGUACGUGCCUUUUGGUUGCACUUGCCGCAUUGGCAUUACUUUACACGUACUACUAUCACGCUGGUAGAGCCAAAAAAUGGCUUAUGUCAAGAAGAUUCAUGGAAUCAUCAUCACCACCACCGGUUGCUCCUCCAAGGCAUAAAAGACAUUUUUCAACUGCACAAUUACAAUUGUAAUUAUAAUUCACAAAAAUUUCACACAAUUUAAUAUUGUUAGCCAUUAUUAUUAUUAUUAUUAUUCUACAUCGAAAAUUUAUUUCUAUAAAAAUUUUGCAGCACGCUUUUAUUUUAAAAUAGAAAAAAAUCUUAAAAAUUUUUUUUUCAAACAGGUUUCGUUCUAAAAAAUUACAAAAAAAAAUUUAAAGAAAUUGUAAUUUAUUAUUUAAUUGGUUGAGAAAAAGAUUAGAAUAAAAUCGUGCUUUAGGAUAGUUGGAAAAUGUGUAAAUAAGACUGUAUUUAUAUAUUUAUAUAUUAUAUAUAUAAAUUAUUUAUUUUGUAGAAAAACAUGCUCUUUUUUUU
Messenger RNA from Leptopilina boulardi, 1473 nucleotides. RefSeq lists its product as uncharacterized. Bases 196 to 1131 code for a protein of 311 amino acids. NCBI's taxonomy places the organism in Eukaryota, Metazoa, Arthropoda, Insecta, Hymenoptera, Figitidae. The record is from RefSeq and is a predicted model, not a curated record. The transcript is spliced from 4 exons.